Messenger RNA from Oncorhynchus gorbuscha (pink salmon), 5255 nucleotides. Its product is annotated as POZ-, AT hook-, and zinc finger-containing protein 1-like. The transcript is spliced from 6 exons. NCBI's taxonomy places the organism in Eukaryota, Metazoa, Chordata, Actinopteri, Salmoniformes, Salmonidae. Gene Ontology annotation, molecular function: protein binding. Gene Ontology annotation, biological process: negative regulation of transcription by RNA polymerase II; regulation of immune system process; regulation of cytokine production. Bases 123 to 2450 code for a protein of 775 amino acids. The record is from RefSeq and is a predicted model, not a curated record.
CUGCUAACAUUUUAGAUGCUAAACAGGGAAGGGUGGUCGUCGUGUUUUUUAAUUUAAUUUACUCGGACUGUUGAGCUUUAUACACUAUUUGUUUCGCCACCCCUAGUCGCUAACCUAAAUUGAUGUUGAAUGAAUUCGGCAUGGAGAGAAUAGCGGAGCAGUCGUGGAAUUCUUCAUACACCUAUCAGGUGAGCAAUCAUAGCGCGGAGAUGCUACACAACCUCAACAUUCAGAGGAAAGAUGGAGGCAGGUUUUGCGAUGUGAUCUUGCGCGUUGGCGAAGAGAGCUUCCCUGCCCACAAGGCGGUACUGGCGGCGUGCAGCGAGUACUUCGAGUCCGUUUUUGGUUGUCAACCGGAGGGCGACGGGGAGGCAAAAGAACUCGAGAUGCAUACGAUAAGCCCCAAAGUUUUUAAAGACAUUUUGGACUUUGUCUACACCUCUAGGAUUGUGGUACGAUUGGAAUGUUUCCCCGAGUUGAUGACAGCUGCUAAGUUUCUGUUAAUGCGUUCUGUCAUCGAGAUAUGCCAAGAAGUAAUAAAACAGUCCAAUGUACAAAUCCUUAUACCACCCUCUCGAGGAGGCGACGUCAGUUUGUUCCGUGCCACGGGGGGCUCUGAAUUGGGUUUCAAAUUAGCGGUAGACAUGUCAAAUGGGAAUGGCUUGUUGGAAAAUAGCAACAAUGGGCACACACAUAAUGUGGACGGAAGUCAUGCCAAUGACACUCUUGUUUCGGAUAGCAGCCCCCAGUCCACUAUUCCAGUUCUGCAGCCCGCGUCUCCAUCAGAGAAGACGGGCAACCCGUUCCAUGAAGAGGGAUCUCCGGGUUCUAAGAGAGGCAGGGGACGACCAAAGAAAGCGACAGCCAUAGAGCAUAUACAUUAUAACCACAGCACCUCUGACGUUAAAGACAUUGAGCAGCUAUUUCCUUGUGGAAUAUGUGGCAAAGCAUUUACAGAGGCUGUGCGGUUGAGAAAUCACGAAGCGCAGCAUGGAGCGUCCAGCCAUGGCGCGAGUAGCGGAGGCGGCCCUACCUUGAUAACGCACUCUGGUCAGCCCGGUCUGUUGGAGAAUGGCAUGCCCUUGCAUGGAACUGUAGAUAUCAGCCGUAAACGAGAGAGGACGAGACGUCACGUUGGCUGUGACAUUUGUGGAAAGGUGUUCCGGGAUGUCUACCACCUGAACCGACACAAAUUGUCUCAUUCCGGGGAAAAGCCAUAUGCGUGCCAUGUCUGUGGCCUGCGAUUCAAGCGCAAGGAUAGGAUGUCAUACCAUGUGCGGUCACACGAUGGAUCUGUGGGCAAACCUUACGUCUGUCAAAGCUGUGGAAAGGGGUUUUCAAGGCCAGACCAUCUUAAUGGACACAUCAAGCAGGUUCACACAACAGAGAGACCCCAUAAGUGUCAGAUUUGUAAUGCCUCCUUUGCUACGAGAGAUCGUCUGCGGUCCCACCUGGCUUGCCACGAGGACAAGAUCCCGUGCCAGGUAUGUGGGAAGUACCUACGGGCUGCGUACAUGACCGACCACCUCAAGAAACACAGUGAAGGACCUCACAACUACUGUAGCAUAUGCAACAAAGGUUUCUCCACUGCAUCCUACCUUAAGGUGCACGUAAAAACGCACCACGGCUCGCCAUUGCUCCCCGCUACCGCCCCAGCACACGGUGCCUUCCCCGAGGCGCAGAACCACGGCGGUGCCCUCUACCACACGGGACGCCAGUGCGCAGUGGAAGACCUGUGCACCAGUCGCCGGCUGCUGGUCACCUUUCAAGAGGCAGAGGGUCACUGCUUUCUCCCCCAGCCCGGCCCUCCCUUCCUGGGCCUGCAGCCCGAGCUGCUACUGGGGAAACCAGGUCUUGGGGGGGCUCCGUAUUUCUGGGAAUGCUCUGCCGGCCCACCUGGGUUCCAACCCCUCCACGGGCCUCUGCCAGACGGGCAAGAGAAUGCCGGGAAAUGUCCCCAUCAGGGAGAAUCUGAGGGAGACGAGCCGUCUUUCAGGGAGCUGUCCAAUGGCGACGAGAUGAAAUCUCCGCAUAAGUCUGAGGGGGAGGAGCUUGGGUCUCCCACACCAUUCGCCUGCAACGGAGCCUCUGCUGGUACUGGGACAGUGCCGGGGUCGCCACCAGGUGGCGCUAAAACCAAGACCAGCCAGGACUCUCCAGAGAAAAAGUUCCCCUGCAGCGAGUGCACCCAGACCUUCCGAACAAAAUCCUACCUCAACAAGCAUGUCAACAGAGUGCAUCAUCAUGGGGUCCAGAAGAGUCUGGCGGUGGCUGCAGGGUCUGGGUCAGGUCUGGGGGAGCUGGGUCCUUCGCUGGGCUCGCCCUUCUCCCCACAACAGAACAUGUCUCUGCUGGAGUCGUUUGGCUUCCAGAUUGUCCAGUCUGCCUUUGCCUCGUCGCUGGUGGACUCUGAGGCAGGGCAUAGUGGGAUGGACCUUGGGGGGAAGUGACCCUUACGCCCUAGGUCUGUUCAGCCUAUCAGAUGGAAGGGAAUGAUGUUGUCUUUAGACUACUUUGCUGUUCAUUGCAUCAUCUCUCACUGUCGUUGUUUAUCACCUUUCUGUGUCAUGGACCUCACUAUUACUAUCAAUAUAAGUGUUCCAUUUCAUAGCAAUAUAUAAAAUGUACAUAAACGUGAAUCAUUUUAACAUUAAUCAACUUCAAAAGCUUUUUUGAAUCUGCUGUCUGUCUUUGAAGUCUACCAUCAUGUUUUUGUCUUUUAUUGUAUUUGUAUUGUUUAUGACAUGACCAUCCGCUUAUGAUCCAUUACCAAACACAUGCACAUAUAAGAAACAUAUAUUAGUCAAAGCUGUUAUUGUUGUUAUGUCUGGUCCAGGGUGUUUUCUCAAUUAAAAUGGGGCUUAGGUGGUGGAUGUGGCAGUGGGUGUGGCCAUGGAGUCCCGAUUGGGCACCGAGAGAGGGGGGGGAAGGGGGAGAUUUCCUGCGAUUGUACACACUUUACCAUGGCUUAUGCACAUUCUUAUGCUAGCUGAGUAACUCAAACAUUAAAACAAAAUCAAUGGGGGACUUUUUUUUUUUUUUUACAUUUUAGUUUCUCCCUGACUGUCUAGUUUUUUUUAUUUAGAUCCAAAGAGGAUCUGUUUGAAAAUAAAUAUGCCCAGGUCCAUUAUCUUUUCAACAUACGUUAUAUCUGGUUUUGGCCGUUUACACUGAAAACGUUUUCACUGUUUGGAUUUAGCCAAGACUUUUCUAUGCAGAACAAACCCUGAGGUCCUAGUCAUAUUGGUAAUCUGUGGGUUAGUACAUAUGUUGACUGGGCCAUUUUGAAAUGCUUUGUUAUCUACAUGGUUUUCACAGCUGCAGUGACACCUUCUAACCCAAGGUUCCCCCUUACUUCAGACAGAGCCUCUGAUGGGAAGAGGCUGCAGAUGGACAUCUAGUCCAACUCCGAAUAUAAAGGAAAGGGAGAUACCUAGUCAGUUGUACGACCAAAUCCAUUCAACCGAAUAUAAUCAGUCAAUUCUACCAGUUUCUGCAGGGCAAGAAUAUAACCUUAUGCCUCAGUAUGGCUGUUACAUUUGAUAAUGUUGUAUUCUCUUAUUAUGACAUUUUAAAGAACCGAUGUAUUUGUUAGUCACAUACUUGUGAAAUCAGUUCUGGAUAUUCAACAGGGACCAAGUUCAGGUUUGACUAUUAGAAAUCGUGAGAAAUGUAGAAUAUAUAUUUUAUUAACUUAUUGAUUGCCCUGUCCGUGUUGUGCACAAAGUUGUUUUAUUUUUUAUAAAUCAACGUUUGAGAUGUCGAUGUGCUGUGCUGAUUUUACUCUAAGUAAUGCUAGAUACGGGAGGCCUUCUAGGGAGCGACAAAAAUAGUAUGUAUGCUGAAAUAUCUGUGUGUGUGCGUGUGUGUGUGUUUGGUGCUCUGAUAUGUGUGCUUUUGUCCUCAGAAUGUAAUCAACCAGAAGGCUUUUGAUCUUUAAUUUGUUUCAGAUAAUUUUGCUCUAUUACUUUCAGUACAUUCCUGCUUUUAUUUAUAGUUAUAUUGUGAUUGUAAUGAGUGUAUAUAACAUUCAUAUAUAUGUAUAUAUGAAAUGCGUAUAUAUGUGAUCAAACCUAAUGAUUGAUUUUAAUAGUUUGUCAAUUAAUGGGGAUCCUGUGUGUAUAUAUAUAUAUGUGUAUAUAUAUAUAUAUAUAUAUAUAUAUAUAUGUUUUUUUCCUUCCUUGACAAUGAUAGAAAGAGGUGUAGGUUUUGGUGGUGGUGGUUUGAUUUGAGAGGUUUUCCUCACAGUGCACACCCAUGGUCUGCUGUGUACUGUUCUGGAUAUAAAUGUUUUUUUGGGGUGUGGAUGGUGACGGAGGUUUCACUGUUGACUGAAGACAUGGGUUCAAAAAGUACUUGAAAAGCAUUUGCUUGAGUCUGGCUGGAGUGACUGAUGGAUGGGUUUGCACUUUUGGGACUCUUCUAUUGUGCCAGGCAAGCUAAAUCAAGUACUAUUUGAACCCAGGUCCAGUUCACGGGGCUGUUACCUGGCUCUGGUAGUGUACACUACCAGUUUAGUGAUAGGACCCAUGGCUUUGAUCAAUCAGUCUGUUUAGGUCAUAUUAAGCUCUUUUUAUAUCCCCACUAAAUAGUGAGGCUUUUCACACAGCGAAUGGAGUAAAAAAUCAUUUAUAUAGGCCUGUUUUGUGUUAUUUAUUGGAUAAGUGAGAGACGAUGCUGUUUAGAAAUAUGCCCUUAUAUAAUUGGUGGUUGUGGCAACACUUGGGAUCGCCCAUACAUGCUAAUCAAAUCAUCUGGUGGUAUUGUUUUAUUUAUCUCAUCUGCUUUGGUACUUCAAUUUAUAGAUGUUUUGAUUGAUUGCUUGGAUACUUACCUUUGCUGUUUUCUUGUCUUAUUCUGUUGGUCUGUUGCAAAGUGCCUUCCCAAUACUGAUUGUGCACGGCAGUGGAUUUGAAACGCGAGAUAAAAAAGGACCUUUCUCUUGAAAUGGUGAAUCAUGCGCAGAUUGACUUGCAAUGACACUUUUGUACGCAUAAAAACAUGCACACACAGAAGAUGUACAUUUGUAUAUGUAUGUUACCUUGGUAUUUUGUCUCUGUACUCUGCAAGAUCGUUGAACUUAAAAAAUAAAUAAAAAAUUGGAGAUACAUGUUUUGUUAUAAAACCUUUGGACAUAUUUCAAUAUAAGCAUACUUUUCUAUAGAUGUCUGUUUUUGUACACUGUUUUUGAGUCUGUCAUCUCUGUCUAAUUGAUACAGAGAUGGGGAUUCAAUAAAGAUGUAUCUGAAACUGUU